GUUUAAAGUCGACCAGGCCAGUGUGACUGUGGACUGAGAAAAUGCAGUUAGUUUAUCGCCGAUAUUGAUCGAAAACAUUCCCCAGAUGGCCCAGGAUGCAGUAGAAGUGAGGAGUGUCUACAAGAGAUAUGGAUCCAAGAGAAAUGGCGUCCAGGCUUUACAGGACUGUUCUCUCACUGUACCACAGGGAUGCAUCUAUGGGCUCUUAGGUCCUAGUGGGAGUGGUAAAACCACGCUAUUACGAGCUCUAGUUGGCCGUCUGGCGGUGGAUGCAGGUCAUGUGACAGUUCUAGGUCAAAAGCCGGGGGCCAGAGGUCACGAGGUGCCUGGAAAGCUGAUUGGCUACAUGCCUCAG
This is a messenger RNA of Lingula anatina, 355 nucleotides long. RefSeq names its product ABC transporter G family member 23. Gene Ontology annotation, molecular function: ABC-type transporter activity; ATP binding; ATP hydrolysis activity. Gene Ontology annotation, cellular component: ATP-binding cassette (ABC) transporter complex; membrane. NCBI's taxonomy places the organism in Eukaryota, Metazoa, Brachiopoda, Lingulata, Lingulida, Lingulidae. Gene Ontology annotation, biological process: transmembrane transport. The record is from RefSeq and is a predicted model, not a curated record.